Knipowitschia caucasica is the source of this 765-nucleotide messenger RNA. The record is from the annotation of a GenBank genome assembly. NCBI's taxonomy places the organism in Eukaryota, Metazoa, Chordata, Actinopteri, Gobiiformes, Gobiidae.
AUGAAACUCUCGAUCUCAGCUGAGUGUGUUUCAGGUCCGUGUCUCCGUCAGUUCCCGGUCCUCGCUGCUCCGGCCUCUCCCCACGCUCCGGCCUCUCCCCACGCUCCGGCCUCUCCCCACGCUCCGCUCUGCUCGGUGCCACAGAACGGAGCCCACUAUGAGCGGCUGUUGGCCCCUGGUCAGAACGUCUCCCAUGACGUCAUCAGGGAGGUCCACUGCGACCCCUACUCCUCUGCUGCAGACCCAGGGCAGAUGAGGAGGACCAUCACCCUCCCUGAAGAGUGCAAGACUGUUUUCAUCACUUACUCUGUCGACGCAGACAUCGUUCCCUUCGCAAAGUUCCUCCUCGCCAACGGGUUCACGCCAGCGAUUGAUAUUUUUGACGGCCCGAUUCGAAGCAUGGACACCACCAAAUGGAUGGACCGCUAUCUGAACGAUAAGUCGUUGUUGAUCCUCGUCGUCAUCAGUCCUCAGUACAAACAGGACGUGGAGGGACUGGGUCCGGACCAGCACCGGCUUCACACCAAGUACAUCCACAAACAGAUCCAAAACGAGUUCAUCCAACAGGGCUGUCUUAACUUCCGGUUGGUGCCGGUGUUGUUUCCGGGAGCGACUUUGCGACACGUUCCCAACUGGCUCCAGAGCACGAAGCUCUAUCGCUGGCCCCAAGACGCCUCAGACCUGCUGCUGCGGCUCUUCAGGAUGGAGCGCUACAUCGUCCCGAGCCCUGGACCUGGACUCACUCUGUCUGUGCGUCCGCUGUGA